AUUCAAACGUCACUUCAAUUUCAAAGUUUGUUUACAUAUUUACAUGUACUUAAACUAAAAACUGGAUUCAUACAAUUUAAGUUUAAUCAAAAGAAGAAUCUAUAAGUAAUUUUGUAAACAAUCAUGGAAGAACCACAAUUAACACAUUAACAUAACACCUUGGACUGCGACUGCUGGCGUGCUGUUUCCAUGGCACUGAAAAAAAUAUACAAUAUAAUUUGUUUUGUUUUUUUAAAUUAUAUUCAUUCAACUCGAGAAGCCUUUUGUUCAGCUAUGUUCUUGUUAAAUAAAAUACUGCCGAUCCUACAUUUAAUUCUGCGGCCCUGUAUCAAAUGGUUCUUGCACACAUUUACACGGCUUUGUGAACUUCAGCGAAUUUGCUAUGGUGCUAGAGCUGGCGCCAAUCGCUCUAAACAAGUUGAGCGAUCGUUGACGAUGUCGCGCAACGUAAGAAUACAAGAACUCAUCAAGGAACUUAAUGAGCAAGUUGACCAUUGUAACGAUUAUGAAUUUAACGAAUUCUCAAGUCGAGCAGUUCCGAUUGUGAUGCGUGAAAAAAGCAUCAAGCCACAUUGUCAUCCAGACUUUCCAGCACUCUUCGGACAAUGUGUAACUCAGAUAUGGGGUUAUAAGAGAUUAAUGAUUGCUGUGGAAAGAUUGCGUUCCGAGCAGUAUGAUGCAGAAAAUCCUGACCACGAGGCAAAGCUUCUAAAUCUAUGGGACGAAUUAAUGCCUGAUACACCUCUGGAGGCAAGAAUAACCAAGCAGUGGCAGGAAAUUGGAUUUCAGGGUGACGACCCGAAAACUGAUUUUCGUGGCAUGGGUAUGCUUGGCCUUGAGAAUCUGUUAUAUUUCGUUAAAGAAUAUAAAGACGCGGCACGACAUGUACUUUCACACUCUAUGCAUCCUAGAUUCGGUUACACAUUCGCAAUUGUUGGCAUCAAUAUCACCUCGAUGGCUUUUCGAAUGCUCAAGGAAGGCAGUGCGAAGACACAGUUCUUCAAUGUUUGCAAAACAGCUCCCAACAUAAAUCACUUCCACAUGUUUUACUGCUACUUGUUCUUUCAGUUUGAUAGUUUUUGGAUGGAGUCCGAGCCAAGAAACAUAAUGGACUUUUCGACGAUUUAUCAAAAUUUUGAAGGAUGGGUCUUGCAUGCUCUAAAAAAUGAUGAUACGGUUUUUAACUCAAAUUCGCUCAUUGAAAUUAUUUAAUGGUACUUAAAGCAUAAAAAAGAAACAUUAACACUUUUGUGUUUGCUAAUAAUAAAAUUCAUUGCAUAGAUAAGUUUUUUUUUGUCACAUCAACAAUUGAUUAGCGGAAAUUGUGCUCGAGGUGUUAAUGUUAUAUAUUAUGAAAAAUAUACACAGACCCAAAACAUAAA
Messenger RNA from Eupeodes corollae, 1382 nucleotides. RefSeq names its product ELMO domain-containing protein 2. Gene Ontology annotation, molecular function: GTPase activator activity. The record is from RefSeq and is a predicted model, not a curated record. The transcript is spliced from 3 exons. The coding region runs from base 190 to 1212 and encodes 340 amino acids. NCBI's taxonomy places the organism in Eukaryota, Metazoa, Arthropoda, Insecta, Diptera, Syrphidae.